AUGGAGAUGAUCUUCUCCAGUCUUGCCGGCCCGGAAGAUGGUAUCGGCUUCGCCCUAGCCUCAAAGUACACUUACGAUUGUUUCCUGUCGUUCUUGGAGCAGCGAAAGAUCGGCAAAAAGCUCUCAAAGCUUCUGCCAAUUGAAAAGGCUCUCCACGGCCAACCGUUUGAUGCUCUGGACGAACGUGGCCACCUUCCACGAAUCCGACUACUUCCAUGUCUUCAAACCGAUCGUUUGAGAGCAUUCAGUGCCCCUAUUUUCCGUCUCCAAUCCCUGCUCUGUGUUGAUAACUAA
Molecule: messenger RNA, 294 nt
Organism: Penicillium cosmopolitanum
Lineage: Eukaryota; Fungi; Ascomycota; Eurotiomycetes; Eurotiales; Aspergillaceae
Exons: 2
Coding region: 1-294 (97 amino acids)
Source: RefSeq, a predicted model, not a curated record